Messenger RNA from Anoplopoma fimbria (sablefish), 1331 nucleotides. It is a transcript of the gene tagln, whose product is annotated as transgelin. Gene Ontology annotation, molecular function: protein binding. The record is from RefSeq and is a predicted model, not a curated record. Lineage: Eukaryota; Metazoa; Chordata; Actinopteri; Perciformes; Anoplopomatidae. The transcript is spliced from 5 exons. The coding region runs from base 130 to 723 and encodes 197 amino acids.
UUGCUCCUUUUAAGCCGGCAUUUUUGAGAGGGAGGUCCCUGCGACGCAUAUACAAACACUCAGUCAGGCAUCAACACUCAACCCCGCACGCUGCAGAGAACUGACCUUUUCCUUCACACAGGAGUCGGCAUGGCUAACAAAGGUCCCGCCUUCGGCAUGAGCCGGCACGUUCAGGAUAAGAUCGACAGCAAGUACGACACUGAGCUGGAGCAGAUCCUGGUGGAGUGGAUCAGCCGUCAGUGUGGCGCCAGUGUGGGAAAGCCAGAUCCCGGCAAAAUGGGCUUCCAGGCCUGGCUGAAAGACGGAUGUGUCCUGAGCGAACUGAUCAACAGCCUGUUCACCGGAGACAAACCAGUGAAGAAGAUCCAGAGCUCAACUGCAGCCUUCAAACAGAUGGAGCAGAUCUCCCAGUUCCUCAACGCUUCAGAGAAGUACGGCGUCACCAAGACCGACAUGUUCCAGACCGUGGACCUCUGGGAAGGUAAGGACCUGGCAGCGGUGCAGAGGACCCUGUCAGCUCUGGGCAGCUUGGCCUUCACUAAGGAUGAAGGCACAUACAACGGAGACCCCAACUGGUUCUUCAAGAAAUCCCAGGAGAACAAGCGAGACUUCAGCGACGACCAGAUGAAGGCGGGCAAAAACGUGAUCGGUCUACAGAUGGGGUCAAAUAAGGGAGCCUCUCAGGAGGGCAUGAGCUACGGAAGAUCCCGACAGAUCCUGUAAAAAAAAAUCACUGAGCCACAAAAAAACCUUUAGUGCCUUAAACCCUUUACCAGAGCCUGUAAGCAUCUAACACCACCUUAAAAAACAUCUUCUGCUUUUGGAUUUAGCUACUUUUCGAACAAUAAACCCCCCUACUUCCUUGUUUUUGACACUUGCCCCUUAUGUUUGCACACUGGUGAUCAUCACAGAGCUCACCAUGCUUUGUCCUUCCCACUGCAGAAGAGGACCAGUACAACGUUUUUAGUCUUAAGCGGAAAUAAAGUAACCAUAAAAAUGACCAAAACGUUAAAAAAACUAAAUGACAAUGUGCCAUAACUGACCACUGUCUCAUCUCUGAUACACAAUAAAUAAAUGUCUAAAUUUUGACAUUUGCUUCCUAGAUUUUAGUAAUGUUUGUUCUGGAUUCCGACACAAAUAUCAAUCUGUGUCUACGUAACUUACAGAAGGGAUAUUCUUUUUAACAAAAUUAGUGCUGACUACACCCCCACAUUAACAAUUUUGUUCCUUGUUAAUUUUUUCCUAUCUAACACUUCCCACAAUUCUACGCCUGCUGUAUCAGUGCCAAUAUUUUUGUACAUUGUCUUAUUAAAUAAUGACUUUGAAAUACA